Molecule: messenger RNA, 5947 nt
Organism: Pomacea canaliculata
Lineage: Eukaryota; Metazoa; Mollusca; Gastropoda; Architaenioglossa; Ampullariidae
Product: protein Daple-like
Exons: 8
Coding region: 1921-3495 (524 amino acids)
Biological process (GO): regulation of apoptotic process
Molecular function (GO): death domain binding; protease binding
Source: RefSeq, a predicted model, not a curated record
AUGAUGGAGGACAAACACAGAAGAAUGAUUAGACAACAUCAUCACUUACUGGUUCAGGACAUUGUCAUCAAUGAGACGUUUCUCGCUCGGCUUCAAGAAGAAGGGAUCUUUCCGUCCGACCAGUUGGAAAGUAUCAGGGCUGUGACGGACAAGUAUGAUCAAGGUUACAAAAUGCUGGAGCUGCUCCAAAAGCGUGGACCAAAGGCAUUUCAUAAAUUCGUUGGAAUACUUGAAACGGACUACGACUGGCUGGCUGAACUUCUAAAAGGUGCUGAAGUAACAGAAAUGUCAGGCCAUAACACAGCUGAAAUGCCAUGCAGAUCUCAACCUACACAAGAGGAAGACCAGACUACUGCCGAGCUGCCAGCCAUGGCUGCGUCCACUCAAAAGACAAGGAAGAAGAUCAUGAGCUCCGCGAAGCAGGACGCACUGGCUAAACACAGUGAGCUUAUCGCAAAAAUCGUCGACGUGGACACUGUCUUGAAGACAGUAAAAUCUUCUUUGUCUUCUGAUGAGAAGCAAGACAUUAAGAGCCAGCAAAGCAAAAAGGGAAAGAUGGGUAAGCUGCUGAAUGUCAUAUCGGCGAAAGAAGACAACACUUUCAAUCUUGUGAUAAAUCUUCUCCGACAAUGCGACAAAGAUCUCGCAAAUCAACUGGAAGAAUACGUUGCUGGUGUGGAAAAACGUUGUAAACAACAGGACAACUGUAAAAACAUUUGAGAGGGAGCCACUGUGGCACUGUGCCGACUAGGGAAAUGAGAUAUAGCAUUUUUGUCUCCACAUUUUUAACUAUGUAAGCAAGAGACGCUAAAAUACUAAUUUAAGUUGAAAUAGAAUGUCUUCGCUUCAAGAUUUGCUUCUGGGGAAAAAACUGGCAUGGUUGUACACCUUUUGUUUAGAAUUUCAAAGGCAUCAUGUCCUAGAAUUUGUCAGUUGACUUUUUGAACAGCGUGUUUCCAAAAUCAGUUUUUAGCGUGCUAGCCUUUGAGAAUGAUGUUACUGGCUUGUUUAAGAAUUACAAAAAGAAAUUGUUGCUUAAGUCAUGAUUUAAGUCAUCAUCAUCAUGAUGCAAAUUUUCAUAACAAUGACUGUUGCACACCUUCACAAAUAAAUAACAAACUAAAGGGGAAGAGCUUCACAAACAUUUUUGUGCCUGAUAAGUGUUUUAGUGGAAUAAGAGUAUCGAAUGGUUUUGAUAGCAGAAACGUCGUCUUUGAUGACAAAAUCAAAACCAAACACAGCAAACUGCAGUGACGAGAUACCGACCUAAGCAUGAUAAAUCUCAAUACAAUAAUAUCAAGGGUAGAGAAGUUAUAGACAGGAUUUUUCGAGAAAGCCAUCUUUUGUCUGAAGAUGUACCCUUAUUAGAGGUGACCGCAGAGUAGGACCAACAAGACUUUUUGUAAACAAUAAACCAACAAUGUAAAAAUCGCAGGUUAGCAAUGCUACUAAAAUCUCUGCUUAAAACAUGGAUAGUUUGUGACAAAAUGUUGUGUUUGGCGAUGACCAAUGACCUAUACACAAUUGUGAGGAUCUGAGAGUGUUCUCGACUGGGAUUUAAACGGUCGCGAAUUCGAGACCUUUGCGGGGAUACAACUGAAACACAGUCCCUUACGCAGUAGGUAUCCAGCAGAAGUGGUUGACUAGAUUUAUUAAGUAGAGACUGGCCUUACAAAGAACAGAUAUCUGCACGCGGAAGUAUCGUCGAUAACCACGUUAUCUCACGUCAGUCGGACGCGCAGCCUGACUACGAGAUCUGACUGCAACAACCACCUGAAAGUCGGGUAACACCAUAAAUCGCGGUGUGCAGACAAGGGAGCUUCAUUCCAGACAUUUUUUUUUAUAAUCGGCGAACACCUCUGACCCCCUAUUGGCAAGGUGCAGACUGUAGGCAUCGACAUACGAUAGUGUGGAGAAAACAUGGAGGAGAGACACAGAGCCAUUAUCAAAGAGCAUACCCAACAACUGGUGAAGGAUAUCGUCGUCAAUGAGGCGUUCCUCGCCGCCCUUUCAACAGAAGAAAUCUUUCCGCCUGAUAUGGAGGAAACUAUCAGGGCAAAGAAAGCUAACCACAAGAAAAUCUACAAAUUGCUAGAGCUCUUACCAAGACGAGGACCGACUGCUUUCAAGAAAUUUGUGAGGGUGCUGAGGGAAAGCUAUGCCUGGAUUGCCGACAUGCUCACAGCUGCUGAUGAAAGGCCGACGAAAGACCAGUUCAUGAGCCCAGUGAGACAAGUCGCACUGCACAACUGUCGUCUCGACAAACCGGAAGAUAUCGACUUCAACAUAAUCUGGAGCGAAGUUCAGUCUCAAUUUUCUUCAGAAGAACAACGAGAAAUCAAGAGCAAACCUAGCGGAAAAGAAAUGGAGAAACUGCUGGAUGUCUUAGCGAGAAAAGAUGACAUGGCCUUCGAUGACGUGCUGGCUGUUCUUCAAAGUCACUGCCAAUGGUUAGCAGACGAAAUAGAGCACCAGGUUUCUGAGGAGGAAAAGCGCUGGACGAAACAUGACAUCAGAACAAAGCUGUCUCAGGCUCUUCGGGCGUCAAGAAUCCCAGACAAGCAGAAAGAUAAUAUCAUUGAAAGGCUGACGGAAGUAGUGGAAAAGGAGAUUGCCAAGUCCAAGCGAGGAAGCGUCCUUAAUCAUAAAAUGGAAGCUCAGAUGAACACUGUCACCAAAAAGAUUCAGCUCCUUAUACUGAAAGAUGUAAAUCCACUCAUCUACGGCUCAGUGGACACAGACUUGCCGACGACAGAUGAUGAUCAGGACGCAAUCGAAGCGUUGAGGAACAAGCUGGAUAGUCUGAAGGUGCUACAGAAAUGUUACGAAGCCAUGAACAUCACAUACAGAAGAGGCGGCGACACACUCCCUGUCCUCCUAAUGCAGAAGAUAGAUGAGGUUCAGGCUAUUGUCGAAAAUAAUAAGCUGGGCAGAGAAGGUGAACAUCGCGAGUUGCAGGAGCUGAACAAAAAGAACAAAGAACUGGAAAGGGAGUUAAUCAGACUCAAAGAACUUGAAGGCGAAAAUAAAAGACUGGGAAAUUUAAGGAAGCAAGCAAAGAAAGCAGUUCGUACACUGAAAGACGAAAAUUUGACGAUGGAAAAAAACAAAAUGAAAACUGACGAAGAAAAUGAACGGCUUCAAUCCCAGCUGCAGAUAAUGGAGGAUAGAAUGUUGAUAUUGAUCAAAGGGAACGACAACCUGAACAUUCAGAAUAGUAAACUCCAAAGGGAUAACCAAAAGCUUUCUGCAACAAUUGCCCAACUCAGACUGGAAUCUGGAACAAACUAUAUAUCCUUUGUUGACCGGUUAAAAUCUGUAAAUAAAACAAUCAUAAAUGAAAACCUCAGGCUAAGGACAAAAUACAACAAGCUGGAGGAAAGCAAGCGACAGAAAAAUAUACGUCUGCAAAAAGUCCUUGUUGAGAACGAGUUUCUCCGACAGCAGAUACAGAAAUUAAAGCGCAUUGGUGCACACAACUCAACCACACGAUGAACUGUACAUGAACCAUUACCUCCACUUACUCCUUAAAAGUGGGACGUUUGAAGCAAACAUUAAACUGCCUGCUUCAUAAAUGAAUGAUGAGGGCUGGAAGAGCUGUGUCGUCUUCAUGAGUUUUGGAUUUUAAAGAGAUAGCUGAACUUUGAACUUCUGGAUAUUCUGGAGCAAAUACAGACGCCUCGCUGAUGUGAAAUGUGACACCAGAAGCGUAGUAAUAUUAGGUUUAUUAUAUUCAUAGCAUUUCACGGCUUCCGCAAGUGAAAAGAUGCCAGGAGAGUUGUUUGGGUAAGUGCUGGAUGGUGUAUGUGGAGAAAGGACAGCCUAAGGGUUUGCAUGCUGUUUGGGCAUGAUAUCUUGGCACAAACAGGCUUCACACUAACAACAAUGGUAAAGAUCGUUCCUUAGGCUUAACCAGGAUGUUUUAAUUGGUUGUUUUGUCGUUACUAAGAUCAACCAGGACGCUAUGAGUGGUACAGAGAGUACUAACACAGUUUGUACUAACACAAUGGUGCACCAAAAUAAACCUACCAGAUCUUGUGGCUGUAGUUUCCAGGUGUACAGUAUUUGUGUCUCGGUGUUGGGUUUCAACAAACUCUCUCCAGGUAAUUAUUUGCGGAGCAGAUGUGACGACAAACAUUCCUGUGCUUAACGAAAAAUCUCAAGCGAGCAGUUGUUCCUUGUUCUUGAGUGUAGAGGAACAUGGCACUGAUAAUGAUAGUCACUUGUAUCAACCUGCACGAAACGUGUGCACGUCACGUCGACACACAAGAGGAAGUAGAAAUAUUACUGCUCUUCUAUAACUACAACUCUAACAUUAUAUGCAAUUAAAGUAGCACUGUAACAAAACCAACGUACACUUACCUUGCACACGCACAGCGCACUACACACACAACACAACGCUGACAAGCCCCCGCAGAUGACGAUGAUGAUGAAGAGAUUUGUAGGUGAAUCGAGUCGAAGAUUUACAGUUUCAGAGGAAUGUCAUUGAAGAUGGCGGACGAAGACCGCUGGGGUUUUUUUUUCCCGCUCACUCGGCCAUUAGAGAAAAACUCCAUUUCUCAUGUGUGACGUCUUUUUCUGCUUCAAGUGACGUAGAACAAAUGACGCACACAAAACGUCAGACACAAGACACAAUUCAUACGCAAAACAAUAUGAGACCUACGCAACUCAUUGCAAGGAAUACAAUAGACUAGAAGAUGAAGAACUAGUUCAUCGACCAGAAAAGUGUUGGAAGCAGCAAGGAUUCAGAGAAUAUCAAGGAGUGUUAAAAAGGCAAAGGAACACAACAUCAUGGUGAGCUACAAGUCUGUCGAAGUGCCUUAUGAAGGGGAGAACACCACAGAUUUUACAGGAGAAUGAUCUGAGUGGUCUUGGCACGUGACCAAACAGGUGAGAAACACACUUCCCCAACUGAGACAAGCGUUCAUGAGAGUUAAAAUGGGUUUUGACAUGGAGCUAUUCUCCCCACCGACUGAGUGAAUGUGAUGUAACAUUUUAACGUCCACACAACGAUAAUCACAACAACAGUCACCAAUGUGGGUGACGAAUAAGGUUUUCGGUUCGACUGCAAUUUGUGAGUACUACCUCAAGUUGAUCUUUGUGUUUACGAUGGACUUUUCUCCAGUUCGCAUUCAUCGCCUUCAUUUGAAUGUACAUUUGAAAUCUACAGGAGGAAUAUUUGUCAGUUCACUUAUAAGCUCAGGAAAAUAUUUACAUAACUGUACAAGGACUACAAGCAUGGCCUUCACUUUGAAUUAAUUACCAGACUGCCUGCCUAACACUUCGACUGUCUUUUGUGUCUUGCAGACAGGGUGUAGUCUUGUGGUCUGUUAACGACCUCGCAGAGACCUUUGACCCCUGACCCUACAUUUCAGCGCAUGACAUUACGUCAGACACUGGGGACCACAGUAUGGACGACACACACCGACUCAUCUUACACGCUACCGUCGGAGACUGGCUGACGACAUCAUCAUCACUGAGAGGUUUCUGGCACAGCUUGAGGAGGAAGGCAUCUUUGAACGGGGCAUGGUGAAUGUCAUCAAGGUAAGUAAUAGAAACUUGUGAAGUGCAUACAUGUCUUUGUACCUUUGUUUCCAUAUUUGGUCAUCUCUUUGGUCACUGCAAUGCUUCCGUCCUUUAUCGUCGUCGUUGUUGUCGUCGUCCUCACUUUUCUUCUGAGACCAUUCUUCCUGCCGAAAAUAAUAUUGCCGAUAGGCGCUACCCAGAUAUUUCGCUUGGUUAUCAAGACCACGCUACACGCUACACGGGGGAAUGUGGGGUAGUGGGCUAUCGUCCGAUUUUUUGGAAAUAGACCCAGCACACAAAGAAAAGGAAAACCCCAAACUUGGGCUGUUACUUCCUUCAUUGGUCCUGAACCGUUCUCGUCAUUGGCAUACGACAGAAAGUAUGAGCAAGCAGAAAAUGAUAUACAGUGUGCACUGACCCA